Molecule: messenger RNA, 322 nt
Organism: Neolamprologus brichardi
Lineage: Eukaryota; Metazoa; Chordata; Actinopteri; Cichliformes; Cichlidae
Source: RefSeq, a predicted model, not a curated record
CUGAGGACAGCCAGGAUUUAGAGCGCAGAAGAAGAAGUCUGUGUUCCACGUGAGCUGGUCAGCAUGGCACCUCCGGGAGGAAUAAACAAACCGAAAACUGAGUUAGGGAAGAAGCUUUUCAAGCGCCGGCGAGUUCUGAGCCGCGAGAAGAGGAAGCGGCAUCAGAUCGUGGGAGCUGUGGUGGAUGAAGGUCUCAUCACCAUCCAUCACCUGAAGAAGAGAAGGACGAGUCCGAGAGCCAACAUCACGCUGUCAGGGAAGAAGAAGAGGAAGCUGAUUAAACAGCUGCAACACCAGCAGAAGGAGAAGGCCUCUAUGGAAG